GCCGGUGAGAAACAGCACUACCUUUUCACGCUCGUCGCAAAAUUCUUUGAGCACGUCCCGGGCUCAUGGCAGGUUGGAAUAUUGUAUGACAUAGGAUGUCAGGGAGAUCAUACCCUGAAGAAAUACAACAUUGCUCCGGAGUGGAGAUCUCGAAUCGUGUGGGGUGUCUCCAUUUUCCAUGCAUAUGGUCACCAGUAUGCCUGUCAGCUUUGGUACCAUCCAUGUAAAUCGGAGCUUUGGGGCCUCACGGAUGGUGAAGGUUGUGAGAGGGUGUGGAGCCAGCUGCGACAGUUGAUACCGGGCCUUCGAGUUACUGGCCAUUAUCGUCACCUCUUUCUAAUUGAUGUCCAGGUUGAGCACAUUGAGUCCAUGAAGUCCCCUGACUCUGGAAAAUGCCUUCGAGGCCACCUAAAGAGGGCCAGGGGGCGACUUAAUGCAGCUACCGGCCAUUCGGGGAAGAACAACAAUGAUCCGGUUCCUGAUCUGUUGGCACAGUUUGAGGACCAGCGACGUUAUUACAGCAAACCUUUAGAGCGUCAAUCGAAGACAGCGGCCCAGAAGCUAGUGGAUCGAAUUACUUCACUGAGGACCGAGUUAAAGACCCAAGAGACACUCUAUGAGGAGCUUGUUCGGACCAGGCCAGUAGAUGAUCCAGUUCGUCAGUUUGAGUCGCAAGAAUUCAUGGAGAAAGUGGCAGAAGAGAUUGUAAGGCUGAAGGAGUCGUUGGCCACAAACAUGCGUAUGCUUGGAGCACAGGGCGAUGCUGCCUUCAAAGAGCUGGAGCGGCUGAAGAAGGAUGAGUGGACAAAUGAACUCAUCAACUUUCGAAUCCUUAGGGAGCAGCUUGUUCGGAAAUUGCGUUCAAGACGGUUCGAACUCAACAUACUUGAUCGCUCAAAAGCUCGCACC
This is a messenger RNA of Cantharellus anzutake, 909 nucleotides long. RefSeq lists its product as uncharacterized. The transcript has a single exon. The record is from RefSeq and is a predicted model, not a curated record. The annotation marks the transcript as partial. NCBI's taxonomy places the organism in Eukaryota, Fungi, Basidiomycota, Agaricomycetes, Cantharellales, Hydnaceae.